AUGAGUUUAGGAGCGGCGGAGGAAGGAUCGGAGAAGGAGAUACACAUCCCAGCUGAAAUCAACUGGGAAAUGCUCGACAAAUCCAAGUUCUUCUUCCUAGGUGCCGCAAUGUUCUCGGGAGUUUCAGCAGGGUUGUACCCUGUGGUUCUGAUCAAGACCAGGCAACAAGUAGCUCAAUCCGAGCUCUCUGCAAUGAAGACGGGGUAUUCCAUCCUACGAAAUGAAGGGUUUCGAGCUCUGUAUCGAGGGGUGGGGACAUCAUUGAUGGGGACAGUGCCAGCUAGAGCACUCUACAUGGGUGCCCUUGAGGUAACCAAGAGCUAUGUUGGGACUGCCACUGUUAGGUUAGGGUUUCCUGAUGCAACAGCAGCAGCAAUAGCAAAUGCAGCUGCUGGGUUGAGUGCAGCUAUGGCGGCACAGCUUGUGUGGACCCCUGUUGAUGUUGUCAGCCAGAGGCUCAUGUGCCAGGGUGGGAAGGAGUCCAUGCGCAGAUACACGAAUGGGGUCGAUGCGUUUCGGCAGAUCAUGAGGACGGAUGGGGUUAGAGGGUUGUACAGAGGGUUCGGGCUAUCCAUCCUGAUCUAUGCGCCUUCCAAUGCUGUGUGGUGGGCUUCUUACUCGGUUGCUCAGAGAACGAUCUGGGAUGGAGUUUGUUCAUUCUUAAGCAAGAAGAACAAUGGGAAUGGAAAUGGUGAUGGGGCGUAUAGACCUGAUUCGAAGACUGUGAUGGCAGUUCAGGGGAUUAGUGCGGCUAUGGCGGGUGGUGUAUCAGCAUUGAUCACCAUGCCACUCGACACAAUCAAGACUAGGCUGCAGGUUCUGGAAAGUGGUGGAGAGGAGAAGCAUGGGCCAACAGUGAGGCAGACGUUUAGGAACUUGGUUAAGGAAGGUGGCCUGAUGGCUUGUUACAGAGGAUUAGGGCCGAGAUGGGCUUCGAUGUCGAUGUCAGCAACGACGAUGAUCACCACGUACGAGUGUCUCAAACGGCUGUCAGCAAAGAAUCAAGAGGCCCUGUAA
This is a messenger RNA of Linum tenue, 1017 nucleotides long. The record is from the annotation of a GenBank genome assembly. Lineage: Eukaryota; Viridiplantae; Streptophyta; Magnoliopsida; Malpighiales; Linaceae.